CUUCGUCGAAAGUAUAGCUUAAUCCUUAGCUAAAUUAAUCUAAGGGUGGUAAUAAGAUAAAGAAUUAAUUCAAUGAUUAUUUGAUAUAAUACGAAGCUAUAAAAAAGCUACGAAUUGGGAUCAAUAGUUAUUCAUAGAAUCACUCUUCUUGAUUUAGAUUGACGUUAUAAAAGACCGAGGAACUUGUCAACGUUCAAAAUAAUCCAUUUGUAAUGAUUGAAUAAGUCCAAUAUGACUGAAUCUCGCCUUAGUUCACAUCGAAGCAGCGUUGUUUCAAACAAAUCAGCGAUUCUAAAUGUGUCCUGAUUUCGAUGGUUAAUAUUCAUUCUUGGAACCAUCGCUAAUUUUGCAAAUGGUGUUAGCGGAUCAAGUUUAAGUUUAACAAUCGUUGUCAUGAUUGAAAAAGAUCCGACCAACUCAACACAAAUCUUUGACGCAAAUGUUACAUCAACAGUCAAAAUCGAACCAACGUCAACGGGUAAAAUUCAUGUCGAUUGGACAAGUGUGGAUAAAGAUCGUAUGCUUCAAGCAGGUUUCUGGGGAAUUUUAGCAAUAUCAGUAUUUAGUGGUCGUAUUUGUGAACUAUUUGGUCCAAGGAGAGUUGUGUCCUUAGCUUUAGCAUUCGUAGGACUAACCAACAUGCUAUUUCCUUUAAUAGCACAGCACAGUUUUCUUGGAGCUUACCUGAUUAAAAUUGUCCAAGGAAUGUGUGCUGGUCUAGUGUCACCUUCACUCUUUGUGAUGAUCUCUCGAUGGUCCACUUCAAGUGAAAGGACUUUGUCAAAUUCAGUGGUAAUAGCUGGUGCUACGAUUGGUAACCUUGUUUGCCUCCCGCUUGCCGGUGUUUUGGUUAGUUCCAGUUUCCUUGGUGGUUGGCCUUCAGUCUUUUACCUCUUUGGUGGAUUUAAUUUGAUCUUUGCUGUCGUUUGGUAUAUCAUUGUUUAUGACACUCCCGAGGAGCAUCCAUAUUUAAGUGCUGAAGAACUUGAAGAAAUACUUGCCAAUCGUUCGCUUAAAUCGGGAAAUACAAUUGAAGUGCCUUGGCGAAAAAUGUUAACAUCAUUACCGGUAAUAGCCAACCUGACUCCUACCUUUACUUAUGGUUGGGUAGUUGCAACUUUUUCCUCUCAGAUUCCUUCGUUUUACGAAGAGGUUCUCAAUUUCUCACACACAGCGAAUGGUUUUCUGUCAAGUCUUACCUGGUUGUUAUCGACGCUAUUUCCAAUAGCUGGAAGUUCAGUUGCUGAUAAAUUGCGCCAAACUAAUCGCUUCUCUACAGCGAUAAUAAGGAAGUCUUUUACAGUACUUGGUUUAGGUUCAUUAUCUUGUAGAUUGUUUGCAAUAACUCUUCUUGGUAAGAGACGAGUGGUUGUUGUACUAACCUUGUCAAUUGCCAAAGGAAUGGGAAGUUUAGUUAUGCUGGCGCUGGUGCAAAUCAUCUCGACAUAGCACCGUCAUUUGCUGGGACUUUGGGUGGAUUCGGAUCAGUUUUAUACAG
This is a messenger RNA of Tetranychus urticae (two-spotted spider mite), 1498 nucleotides long. RefSeq names its product vesicular glutamate transporter 1-like. Gene Ontology annotation, biological process: transmembrane transport; monoatomic anion transport. NCBI's taxonomy places the organism in Eukaryota, Metazoa, Arthropoda, Arachnida, Trombidiformes, Tetranychidae. Gene Ontology annotation, molecular function: transmembrane transporter activity. Gene Ontology annotation, cellular component: membrane. The record is from RefSeq and is a predicted model, not a curated record.